Messenger RNA from [Candida] anglica, 603 nucleotides. Lineage: Eukaryota; Fungi; Ascomycota; Pichiomycetes; Serinales; Debaryomycetaceae. The record is from the annotation of a GenBank genome assembly.
AUGACUACACCAAGUUCAGAAAAGAUACGAUUUGAAAAACUUCGUCUAGUAUGUCGUAAAGCCCUUGAACAGUCCAUUAAGAAAUCCCUUUCGCAAGAACAGAUCAUAUCUUGUUACCCCACAAUAGCAGAUUCAAAUGAUGGGAUUAAAUCUUUGGAUUUGGCAAGACAACAAAUUAUUAAAUUUUGGUUUAAUAAUUCAAUGAGAGAAUUUGAGUGGAUCUUCAAAGAAAGGAACAUUGAACUGAAACUAGAUGAAUUAGACGAGUUGAUCCUGCAGGCACGGAUGCGUAGCUUAAUAGAAGAUGAAGAAAAUGAUCCUCCAGUGUUUAUAAAUCAACUUACUCCUGAUCAAAUCAUGGAGGCUAAUUUAAUACCUUCAAAGAGAACCACUAUAGAGAAUUUAAGUAUGAUUCAUGAACAACUUAAAUUAGAUAAUCAAGAGUUAUUGGAUGAAUUAUUAUCCCUAUCACAUGAAGGCGAGUCAAUCCAAAAUGAUCUUUAUGGGACAAUAAAAUCUCUUAAUGAAGGAAUUGAAGGUUUAAGAGGAGAAGAGGAGCAAGUAAGAGUGAAAUUAGAUCAAUUAAUUGAUGCUAUUGAGUAA